Falco peregrinus (peregrine falcon) is the source of this 6046-nucleotide messenger RNA. Its product is annotated as amyloid-beta A4 precursor protein-binding family A member 1-like. Gene Ontology annotation, molecular function: amyloid-beta binding; protein binding. NCBI's taxonomy places the organism in Eukaryota, Metazoa, Chordata, Aves, Falconiformes, Falconidae. Gene Ontology annotation, biological process: chemical synaptic transmission. The record is from RefSeq and is a predicted model, not a curated record. Gene Ontology annotation, cellular component: cytoplasm; plasma membrane; dendritic spine.
AUGAGGAUCUUGGUUGAAGAUAUCAUGUUGGAAAUGUCUAGUCUGCAAAGUCCUGGUAGACAAAAUGUCUAUAGAAUAAGUGGCCUACACACCAGAACUUUCCAUGAACCAUCUGAGGUGGAGGUGAAUGAAGAGCCAGCAAAUGAAGAUAUGAAUGAAUCAGUGGAAGCUGACUUGGAGCACUCACAGAUAGAAGAGGAAGGACAGUCUCUGAUCUGCUAUUCAAGCCACAGAAACAGCAACCAAGGGGUACCAUUUGGGCAGGAAGAGGAAGGGAUGCUAGCUCGAUCAGCCAGCACUGAGAGUGAUUUCCACAAUCACAUGGACAUGGUAGAAAGGGAUGUUAUAGCCACAGCAGAGCAUGGCUAUGAUGUAGAUAUAGUACAGGAGAAUGAGGAUGAGAGUAUAUAUGCAGUGCAGUACAGGCCUGAGUCUGAGGAGUACACAGAAAAUGCUGAAGCAGAGCACACUGAGGCUGUUCAUAAUCAAACACUGCCUGAUCAUGUACAUUUCCACUCCAUUGAACAUGAAGAAACCAUGAAUGCAGUGUACUCAGGUUAUGUCUACACUCACCAGCCCCUCCGCCAAGGAGAGGAUGAGCAGUAUGCUGAGCCCUAUGCUGACUAUAGGCAGCAGGAGCAUGUGUAUGAGGAGAUUGGGGAUGUGCUGGACCUUGAUGUUAGGGAGGGGCUUCACCUCUAUGAGUGGGAAAGGGAGGAAGCUGACAACUAUCGCAAGGAAGCUCUUGGUGCCCGCCUUCACCAUUAUGAUGAACGAUCUGAUGGAGAGUCGGACAGCCCUGAGAAAGAGGCAGAGUUUGCUCCAUAUCCAAGAAUGGACAGCUAUGAACAAGCGGAAGAUAUUGAUCAGAUCGUGGCAGAGGUGAAACAGAGUAUGAGCUCUCAGAGCUUGGACAAGGCUGCUGAAGACAUGCUAGAGGCAGAGGAGAGCUUGGAGCAUGUUCAAGCUCUCCCUGGCAGGGAGCAUGAAAGCAAUGGUCAACUGUCAGCUGGCUCUAGGGCCACAGCCAACUCAGGAGAGUCAGUACAGAGGUGCAAAAAGGAAAAAAGGGAUGCAAUAUCACUGGCCAUCAAAGAUAUUAAAGAAGCUAUUGAGGAAGUAAAGACAAGGACUCUUCAUUCUCCUUAUACCCCUGAUGAACCAAAAGAACCUAUUUGGGUGAUGAGGCAGGACAUUAGCCAAACCAGGGACUGUAAUGAUCAGAGGCCACUAGAUGGAUACUCUCUAUCUCCUGAUUCCUCUCCACCCUGGGGUGCAGAACCAAGUAGGCAACAUCAUCAGGAUGUCUGCAGUACAGCAGAGACCUCCAUUAACAAAGAGUCCAGAAAAAGCUUGGUUUCAUUCCCAACAUAUGUUGAAGUUCCUGGACCUUGUGAUCCUGAAGACUUGAUUGAUGGAAUAAUUUUUGCUGCCAAUUACCUUGGCUCCACUCAACUCCUUUCUGACAAAACUCCCUCCAAGAAUGUGAGAAUGAUGCAGGCACAAGAGGCUGUCAGCAGAAUCAAGGCUCCAGAAGGUGAAUCUCAACCCGUGACUGAAGUGGACCUCUUAAUUUCUACACAGAGAAUAAAAGUAUUGAAUGCAGACACACAGGAAACUAUGAUGGAUCAUCCUCUAAGGACCAUUUCUUACAUUGCAGAUAUAGGGAAUAUAGUUGUUCUGAUGGCUCGUAGACGAAUGCCACGAUCAAAUUCCCAGGAUAAUGUGGAAGCAUCUCACCCCUCCCAAGAUGGAAAAAGGCAAUACAAAAUGAUUUGCCAUGUCUUCGAGUCUGAGGAUGCACAGCUGAUUGCACAGUCUAUAGGUCAAGCAUUUAACGUGGCCUACCAGGAAUUUCUGAGGGCAAAUGGAAUCAAUCCAGAAGACCUAAGCCAGAAGGAAUAUAGUGACUUGCUCAAUACCCAGGACAUGUACAAUGAUGACCUGAUUCAUUUUUCCAAAUCUGAAAACUGCAAAGAUGUUUACAUUGAAAAGCAAAAGGGAGAAAUUCUAGGUAUAGUGAUCGUGGAAUCUGGCUGGGGAUCCAUUUUGCCUACAGUUAUCAUAGCCAACAUGAUGCAUGGAGGACCAGCAGAGAAGUCUGGGAAAGUAAAUAUAGGGGAUCAGAUCAUGUCAAUUAAUGGGACCAGUUUGGUUGGCUUACCACUUUCAACAUGCCAGAGCAUUAUAAAGGGUUUGAAAAACCAAGCCCAAGUUAAACUGAAUGUAGUUAGAUGUCCUCCGGUAACCACAGUCUUGAUCAGGAGACCUGACCUCAGAUACCAGUUAGGCUUCAGUGUACAGAAUGGGAUUAUCUGUAGCCUUAUGAGAGGAGGUAUAGCAGAGCGAGGAGGAGUACGAGUUGGCCAUCGUAUCAUUGAAAUCAAUGGGCAGAGUGUUGUAGCAACACCUCAUGAAAAAAUUGUUCACGUUCUCUCAAAUGCUGUUGGUGAGAUUCAUAUGAAGACCAUGCCAGCUGCUAUGUACAGACUGUUAACUGCGCAAGAGCAACCAGUUUAUAUCUAAAGCUGACAUCUCACCUUCACAAUAUGCAUGAAGGAUAGUUUUCCUCAUUACUACUUCUGUUUCUAGUUCUGCAUUUGUAUCCACAGAUACAUUUCUCUCUCUCCCCAACAUUUGCUGUGUAUAGAGGAGGAGGGAAAAUAUAGCCAUGAGACUUUUUGGUUGCAUCUCUAUACAAAUAAAGCUUUAUGCAACUCCACACACAGGGUAAAUAGCAACAGCAGCAGUGUCCAUGGUAAAAUUCACAAAAAGAUGACUUACAUGUCUAUGAAGAAUGAGUAACUGAUGCUGUCAUAAAACCAAUUGUUCAAAUGCACACCUUUUAGUUUCUAUCCUUCAGUAUAGUAGAACCCCAAAAGGUGCUCCAUGAAUUGGUAUAGAUAAUGCAGUUUUGACAUGUUUUGGCAAAUAAUUCAGGAUAUGUGAUUUUUUGCAGUUGGGUUCCCUAUUUUUCUAAUCUUCGAAAUACUUUUUUUUCAAAUGCAAUGUCUUUUAUAUGCUCAUUUCAGAGGUUAAAUGAGGCAGGAGGUGAGUGAUCUCUAGAUAUCCAGCAAGAGUAAUAUUGAGGGGGUUUUCUGAGAAGCUAUACAUUCUAAGUUCUUAAUUACAGAUUUGGUACACACAACUGUGUGCUUGUGUAUACUGACAUUUUUAAAUUGUGAUUGAUAUUUAUGAAGCUUGAAAAUAAUAGUUCUGCACACUAAGUAAUUUUGUUACACUGAGCCAGUUUAAAAGUAUUUUUUGUUGAAAGACAUCUAGUUUUAAUGGCAUUUGUUUAGACAGAUAAAUGGGAGAAGUAAACGUAAGGUAGGAAUAAAUUUAUUUAUUUUGCUAUGUAAGUUAAUUUGUGUUUUGGUUUUCCAUAUGACAGAGAAUGUGUGAGUAUUACAUGGAUUUUUAUGAAGAAAUGUAGAGAUGUAUGAAAUGCAGGAUUUGAUUGGUCUAUAACUUAUAUCAGGGAAAAAGGGGAAAACCACUAAAAUAAUAAAGCAGCUGAUGGCUCUUUUUCCUCAAUAAGAAAACAUUCUAUUUUGUGUAGCUACAUUUUGUCUGUACUGCAUACUGCUGUUUACACUGAAUUUGAACCAUAUAUUUAGACCAGGCUGAUGCACUGUAUUUUCUGAAAGCAACAGUUUCUGCCUUGUCUUAUUUUGAUAUAAAGGCUCGGUGUGAUUAAAAACAAGAUCAGAACACAUAUAGGGAAAAAAAAAUCCCAUCCUUUUAGCUUGAAAAUGGUGUGAUGCUUAUAGCCAUUAGUUUCUCAGUUACUGUGGAAUGGACUGCGGAGUGCAUUGUGUUUGGAAACUAGUAAUGAUACCUGGACUUUAUUCCAGAGAUUUUGUUUAUAUGUGUAUACACAUGCACACUUCUGUUGAUGAGAUCCAUGAAAACUCUGUUUUUACCUGAGCACUUGGUUUCCAUCUGUGGUCAGAGGUUUAUUGUUGCCUUUCAGAAACCAUGGACAUACAUGGGAUGAACAGAGAGAAAGAGAAAAUAAGCUUUAUAUUUCAACAGGCAGUAAGGGAGAUAAUAGAACAGAGCAUAAGCUAUUGUACUAAUGAAUACAUUUUAGUUUGAAAAUCAAUGACUUGAUUUACUGCAGUUCUUGUUGCAUAAUUCAAUCUUGAUCUCUGGAAUAGCAGAUUUUGCAAGCAAAUGGUGUUAGUAUUCCAGGUUAGUAUUUACCUCUGCUAUCAGACUGAUGUAAAUAGAUUGUGAAUGACUUGUGAUUAGAAUUUUUAAUUGUAGAUAUCUGGAUUAUGGAGAUAAUUUGAAAAUUUUCAUAACUUCUUAUAAAUAUAGUAAUAUAUCUAAAUAUUAUAUAUAAACAUAUAUUGUUUAGUAGGUUAUAUACAGUGCAGCCUUUCCAUGUUGCCUGAGGAAACUCAGUCUUGAAGACAGUUAUCACACUUCUGAUUCCUGCUGUGUUUUACACCCUCAACUUCACUUGUUUUUAUGGUUCUGUCCAACUCAUGUUGAGGGGUUUUCCCAUUGACUUCAAUGGGAGAUGAAGAAAACCUAAGCACACAAAAAAAUGAAUAAUUAAAAACAAGGCUGUUUUCCUGUAAUUAAGCUUACACCUAGUUAUAAGCACCAAAGUACCUAACCUGUUGACUUCAUGGUAAACAGAUGCUUAAAGCUAAGCAUGUGAAUGCUUAUAGGAUUGGAGUCUAGUAAAGAAUCUUCAUUGUUCCAAGUAAUUGUAAUAUGUGUAUUAAAUUUCUACACUGGGAAGUUUCCAGUGUGCACUCCAGAUAAGUCUUGUAAACAAUCCCACAGUUUUAGUUUGCAAAAGUAAAGAUAGUUGCAAGAAAAAUGAGCUGUAAAGGAAGAGUUAACAGUUUUCUAUAGUAGUGCAGUAGUUUAUUAGAUUAGAUGUGUGAAUUCUUCAUGGAUUCAAAAGAAUAAACUGCCAUUUUGCAUUCUUUCUUCUGUAUAAAGGUCUGAAAAGUUUUUUCCCUCUUCACUAUUUACUAUAUUCUUAUUAAUGCUUCAAUAGUUACAUUAAGGAUGAAACAUUCUUCUUGGUUUUAUUAGCAAGUUUCCCCAGUUGUUCUGAAUCUUGUUUUGAUUUGAGAUUUGAUUGGAAUUUCCAGAUUUGUUUUGUUUUGUGUGGUUUUUUCCUUAAUUUUCUAAAUGAAUUCAGUUUCUGAAGAUGGCAAUGUGCAUGAGAUCUCUUGCACAUAUUUUGUGCAGUGCCUAAACUCUCUUGUAUUAUUGUUCUGUAAAAAGGUUGAAUGGGAAUUAUUAUAAAGUAUUGGAAACACUGAACUUGGUGAUCUCUGUCUCUGUGUAAAUGAGCCUAGAAUGUGAGUGUGCACAUCUGAAUGUAAUUCCUCUGAUGUUUUUUGUCAGAGGUCUUUGACCCUUUCUCUGUAAUGGAACUGCAAAGGUUUCAUUUGGGGGUGUGUGUGUGUGUGAGUUUGGGUUGAGGAGGAGUUGCCAUCCAUUUUGUUGUGAUGUAUUUACUGUGCUACAUUCCUUUAUUUAGCAGAGCACUAAUGUCUAUAAGAAUUGUAAAAAUAAAAUAUAGAACAAAAAUACCUCAGACAAGGCUGAGAGUUUGCUGAUAAUAAUUUAGGGCUUACCCCACCCCACCCCCACCCCCUCUUAUUAAAUAUGUUAUCACAGAGUCGCUACCACUGCUGCUGAUUGGCUCAGCCUUGGCCAGCAGUGGAUCUGUCUUGGAGACAGCUGUCGUUGGCUCUAUCAGACAUAGGGGAAGCUUCUAGCAGCUUCUCAUAGAAGCCACCCCUGUAGCCCCCCUGCUAUCAAAACCUUGCCAUGCAAACCCAAUACAACUGUGCUGCUUAUGAGUCUGUUUCACUGUGCCUGGGAACAUUUUGAUAAAAGAACUAGCCAUGCGCUUUCCCCUGGCAUUGAUGCCAUUCCUUUGCUGGAUGAGGCAUCUUGUGGAGAGAAUGAGGGAUUACACCUCCCACUUCUUUGGGCUUGAUGUGUCUAGUUUUGUUAAGUGGGCUCACAAGGUUCUUGUACAUCCUUAUGUAAACUUUUUGAAUCU